UGGCCUGGGAACGCCUUGGGGUUCCUGGAGGACCUGGAAGAGGCUGGAGAGGGAAGUCUGGGCCUCCUGAGGCUGCUGACCCCGAGACCCGACCCGGAUAAGAUGGAUGGAUGGAUGUUGAAACAGGGGAACCUCAGGAACCUCAUGUGGAUAAAUCUGCACACAGAAAGGUUCUGGAUCCUGAUUGGUUCUAUAAAACCUGACAUUCUAGAACAUGUCUGUGGGUUCUGGUCGAGUCCAGUUCUUGUCUUGACAGCCUGAUGGUCCCGCCUCCUCUCCUUGCUCCCUUCUUAUGCCUCCACCUCCGCUGUGCUCCAACAUGGUGUCACAUGACCUGCAUGUCUCUGUCCAGGAAGAUUCUGCUGAGGUUCUGGUCCAGCAGCUGCAACAGAGACUGAAAGAGACGGACUGCUUUCACAAGGGCUGGGUGCUGGUCGGGAUCCCUCAGACCCGUGUCCAGGUUCUGCAGCUCCAGCGGGCCGGAAUCAUCCCAGAACACGUUGUGAUGCUGGAGGCUCCAGAGGAGGUUCUGCUGCAGAGGAACCACGGCAGGUUCACCGACCCGGUCACUGGAGACGUCUACCAUCAGCUCUUCGUCCAGCCGGAGAACGACACCAUCAAACGGCGCCUGGAGAAGGGGCGGAGCCUGUCUGACCAGCAGCUAUUGGCCAAGGUGCAGCACUACCGCUGUGAGGUCACAGCUGUGAAAGCGGCCUAUCAGCACGUCCUGAAGGUCUUCAACGCAGACCAGCCUCCUGCUGACGUCUUCCAGCAAGCUCUGACCUUCGUCACGACCCGACGUCACUUCAGAACUCCAAGAAUAGUUCUGGUGGGCCCGUCAGGGUCCGGAAAGAGCCACCUGGCCCGGCUGGUGUCUGAGAAGUACAAAGUGGUGGAUGUGAGCUGCGGCGGCCUGCUCCGGUCGGUGGUCUCUGACGGUUCUGCUCUGGGAACUCAGAUUCAGCCCUACAUGGAUUACGGCCGCCCAGUCCCAGACUCCCUUCUGGUGCCGGUUCUGGAGGCCCGUCUGAGUCAGGUGGACUGCAGCUGCAGAGGGUGGAUCCUGCACGGCUUCCCCUGCGACAUGCAGCAGGCCAAGAGCCUACACGAGUCCCAGUACCAGCCCAACAGAGUCUUCUUCCUGGCGGCCAGUAAUGACGUCUGCAUGCAGCGGCUCUCCCUCAGAGGAACCGACCCCAUCAGCGGCGAGAGGUACCAUGCCGUGACCCAACCAGCCCCCAGCUCUGAGGUCCAGGACCGGCUCCGGACGGCUCCGUAUGACGACAGCGGGGCGGUGACCAAGAGGCUGAGGCAGUUCAGGUUCAACUAUGAAGGCCUGCAGACUGUUUAUCCAGAUGCUAUUCACCUGGACGCCGACCAGGACCCACACACUGUGCUGGAGUCUCUGGAGAGCCGCCUCUACACCACCUGAAACCUGGACACAGCUGGACUCACCUGGACUCACCUGGACGCACCUGGACGCACCUGGACGCAC
Messenger RNA from Poecilia reticulata (guppy), 1495 nucleotides. The record is from RefSeq and is a predicted model, not a curated record. Lineage: Eukaryota; Metazoa; Chordata; Actinopteri; Cyprinodontiformes; Poeciliidae.